This is a messenger RNA of Podarcis lilfordi (Lilford's wall lizard), 37352 nucleotides long. The record is from the annotation of a GenBank genome assembly. NCBI's taxonomy places the organism in Eukaryota, Metazoa, Chordata, Lepidosauria, Squamata, Lacertidae.
GGUCCGCCUGAGGAGGCUGGAGGGAUGGCGAGUGGGGCCGAGCGGGGACAGACCGGCGGCUGAGGCGGCGGCGGAGGGCGGCCCGGGCCGAGGCGGCGAGCUGAGGGGGCCGCCGGAGAGGUGGGCGGCGAGGAGCGGGGCGUCGCCGGGGCCCCCGGGGCGGGAGGGGAAGGCGCGUCCGUGAGGGGGAGGCCCGCCACCGGCGAGGGGGGAGCAGGGGGUCCCGCCAUUGUCCCGGCCGAGAGGGGUCCGGCUCCUGCUUUGUGAGGAGGAGGAAGGGGCACGGAGCCCGAGGCGGCCGCUCCGGCUGUGAGGGGAUUUCAGGGGAGCCGGCGGCGGAGGGCGGCCCCCGGGGGGGGGGUUCGGUCCUGGGGCUGGUUGGCCGGCGGGACUCUGAGGGAAGAAGCAGGGCCCUCAAUCUCAGGGUCGCGGGUUCGAGCCCCCCCAAACUCCAUUGCGGGGGGGGGGUUGGGCUAGCCCAGUGAUGGCCAAACUCGGCCCUCCAGCUGUUUUGGGACUACAGCUCCCAUCAUCCCUGACCACUGGUCCUGUUAGCAAGGGAUGAUGGGAGUUGUAGUCCGAAAAGAGCUGGAGGGCCGAGUUUGCCUAUGCCUGGUCCAGAUCAUGCCGGGUCCUCUAUGGCAGGCAUCCCCAAACUUGGCCCUCCAGCUGUUUUGGGACUACAGCUCCCAUCAUCCCUGACCACUGGUCCUGUUAGCAAGGGAUGAUGGGAGUUGUAGUCCGAAAACACCUGGAGGGCCGAGUUUGCCUAUGCCUGGUCCAGAUCAUGCCGGGUCCUCUAUGGCAGCCACCCCCAAACUUGGCCCUCCAGCUGUUUUGGGACUACAGCUCCCAUCAUCCCUGACCACUGGUCCUGUUAGCAUCUGAAGGCAGCCCUGUUUAGGGAAGCUUUGAAUGUUUAACAGACCACUGUAUUUUAAUACAGUGGUAUACCUCGGGUUACAGACACUUCAGGUUACACACCCAGAAAUAAUACUUCAGGUUAAGAACUUUGCUUCAGGAUGAGAACAGAAAUCGUGCUCCGGCAGCAGCAGGAGACCCCAUUAGCUAAAGUGGUGCUUCAGGUUAAGAACAGUUUCAGGUUGAGAACGGAGCUCCGGAACGAAUUAAGUACUUAACCCAAGGUACCACUGUACUUUGUUGGAAGCUGCGCAGAGUGGCUGGGGAAACCCAGCCAGAUGGGCAGAGUAUAAAUAAUAAUAAUAGUACUAGUAAUAUUAAUAAUGGGACACGGGUGGCGCUGUGCGUUCAACCACAGAGCCUAGGACUUGCCGAUCAGAAGGUUGGCUGUUCGAAUCCCCGCAACGGGGUGAGCUCCCAUUGCUCGGUCCCUGCUCCUGCCAACCUAGCAGUUCGAAAGCACAUCAAAGUGCAAGUAGAUAAAUAGGUACCGCUCCGGCGGGAAGGUAAACGACGUUUCCGUGCGCUGCUCUGGUUCGCCAGAAGCGGCUUAGUCAGGCUGGCCACAUGACCCGGAAGUUGUACACCGGCUCCCUCGGCCAGUAAAGCGAGAUGAGCGCCCCAACCCCAGAGUCGGUCACAACUGGACCUAAUGGUCAGGGGUCCCUUUACCUUUACCUAAUAAUAACAACAACAACAACGAUAUACUAUUAUAAUUAUUGGAGUUGUAGUCCCAAAACAGUUGGAGGGCCAAGUUUGGCCAUCACUGGGCUAGAAUGAUUCUCGGCGCCCUGUCCAGCUCUGCAGUUCUAGCAUGGACUGUGCGGUGAGGAUCACUUCUUCUUUGGCUAUCACUCGUAGCCAAGUAAGAUUGUCUCCCAUGAACACAGUCUUAACAGUGAGUCCGUAAGGGACUGCAGAGGCCAGUUCUGGAUCCACACGUCCUUCCAUGGUGGGUACAUAGGUUUCAGGGCGGGAGUUGAUCACGGUGAGGGUUUGCCAAGCGUGCCUUCCUCAAUGUCCAAAAAAAACCAAUGUGCUGCACCAACAAGUACAAAAUAACCUCUCUGCAGCGCCACAAAUCCAACUCAGUGGUGCAAUGUUGGAAAAUGCCCAUCGCUUCUCCUACCGGGGCAGUUAUCUUUCCACGAGGGCCAGCCUUGAUGCCGAAAUCCAGCAUCGCCUGAGCUCUGCAAGCGCAGCUUUCUCCUGAUUGAAGUGCAGAGUUUUUGAGGACCGGGACAUUCGCAGGGAAACCAAAAUGCUUGUUUGCAAAGCUAUUGUACUACUAACCUUACUGUAUGCUUGUGAAACAUGGACCACUUGUAAACGCCAUCUCCAACUCCUCCUGUGGAGCAGGAGUGGCGGCUAAAUUUAGCCCCUGGCAGAUGUCGGAUUGGGGGAGGGGUGGGUGGUUUUUUUCUUCUUGUUUCUGUGUUUGCAUCUUGUGUUUUUAUGCCCCACGAUAUUCAGAUGAAGGGUGGUAUACCAAUUUAAUAAGUAAUAAUGGCUGUCCAACACCUGCUUAAAGCGUCCCAGGAAGGAGAGGGCUGGGAGGAAGGAGGGCAGUGUUUAGACUUUAGAGGCUCCAGGAGUUGGAGCUCGGUGUGUGGAGCUUUAGGAUGGUUUUUAUUUUUAUGUUAUUUAUUUAAAAACAGAAGCAACCCCCACAAACACAUUUCAAAGGCCAUGGCUAGCAGGACCAGUGGCCAAGGAUGUUGGGAGUUGUACUCCAGUAACAUCUGGGGACCCAAGGUUGGGAAAGGCUACUUUAGGGUAUUGGGGAGCCAGUGGUGGAGUAGUGGUUAGAGUGUCAGGCUACUAGGACCUGGGAGAGACCUGGGUUCAAAUCCCAGAACUCUCACUGGAUGACUUUCGGCCAUUCUCUGCAUCUCGGCUUAACCCACUUCACAGGGGCAUUGGUGGGAAUUAAUCAAGGAGUUGGGGAAGAGAAGUAAACACAUUCCACCUUGGGCUCCUUGGCAGUGGGGUGGGGAGGUAAGCUAUCAAUGCAAUGUGUCAUCUUUUGGGUGCCAGUCUAAGACCUCUUUCUGCUUCCAGGCAUUGGAUGUUAUCUAUUGCAUUUUAGAAGUGUAGUGGUUAGAGCAGUGGUUCAGUUUAUUCUACACCUGAGCAAGUUUCUAAAGCAUGGAAGAAAGUAUAUUUAGGUUGUCAUAGGUGAUAAAUUGAGACGUUGGUAUCAUAGCAAUGAAGGGAGCAGUGAAUGGUGAAAAGUGCUGGUGCUGUGAUUGUUGGAAAAACAAGUGGCUAACUAUAAUUUGGGCAUUAUUUAAACUGACUGUUUUAGGCUACUGAACCUUAUGCACUACACGUCAAACGUCCUUCAUGACCCGGUGAGGGAUGCUGUCAGUUGCUUUGUUUUGAUGCUCUCUCAGUUAAUAUUAUACUGUUCUUAACUUGUCACCUGCAUUGUGUGACAUGCAAACAGUAACACACUGUUGCAAAAUGCCAAAACCAUGAUUAUUGCUCUGUGUUUACAUAAUAAAUAUGUGUGACUGAUAUGCUGAUAGCUAGUGAAAGAGAGUUUCUUAAAAAUAUUAGAUAUCAAACAUGAAAAUAAUAUUUUAGUGGGUAGCAUAAAGGAUUUCUUCCUGUUCAUUUUUUAAAGAUUACCUAAGUAAUGACAGUACUAUUUCUAGUAAUUAAAAAUUGUUUCCCAGUCAUUUCAAAUUAAGUCUUACCGGUAAGUUAUGAUCAGUUUUCUCAAGAUUUCCUCUUGCUGUAACUAACUUUGCUUUGCAAGUAUCGCUGCUUCUUUGGAACUUAGUAGGAAGUUUUUGUUGUUGCAUCUAUACUGAAUUUCUGUGUUUGCUGAAGGCGUGCUUAGCGGUUAUAGUAGCACUGACAACGUAGGUCAGAAGUUGCUAUAAUGUUUACUCUGUGGUUACUGGAGGCAUCUGGUCUUGGAAGACUUAUAGACAAGGAAUGAAGCAAACACACCAAAUGUAAAGAAAAUUAGUUGUGGGUUCUAGCUUUUCCAUGAAUUAAGAUGUUAAUGUAACAUCCUGAAAUAUUUCUAAUGCUUACUACUUGAAGUAAAUUAAUUUGGAUUGCCAGGAAACCAGGAUCAGGAUUCUGAUUUUAAAACCUGUAAUUCAGGAAUAAGCCAAUGUGGUACCCUUUAGAUGUUUCGAGCUACAACUAUCACUAAUCCCUGGAGCAUGGCCUAUACAGUACAUCAGUAGUGCAAAUUGCUGGCCACCCUUGAUGUAAUUAAUAUACAGUACAGUGGUACCUCAGGUUAAGUACCGCUGCACAAUUUCUGUUCUCAUCCUGAAGCAAAGUUCUUAACCUGAGGUACUAUUUCUGGGUUAGCAGAGUAUGUAACCUGAAGCGUAUGUAACCCGAGGUACCACUGUACUACUAACAGUCUUGUAUGUAUUUCCCUUUGACUAUAAAAAUACUGAUAUGGUCUUUGAUAGCCGUCAUCAAAUAUUAUUUAUAUACUUUUUUUUGCAUAGGACAGUUGUGUCACACACACUCAAAUGGCUAUUGUGCUUUUAAUCUUUAUCACAGAAAAGUAGUUCUAGAAAUGUUACAUUAACUUUACAGUGGUACCUCAGGUUAAGUACUUAAUUCGUUCCGGAGGUCCGUACUUAACCUGAAACUGUUCUUAACCUGAAGACCACUUUAGCUAAUGGGGCCUCCUGCUGCCGCUGCGCCGUCAGAGCACGAUUUCUGUUCUCAUCCUGAAGCAAAGUUCUUAACCUGAAGCACUAUUUCUGGGUUAGUGGAGUCUGUAACCUGAAGCGUAUGUAACCUGAGGUACCACUGUAUUUUGGUCACAUGCUGCACUGCACAAAUGCCAGUGACUUCAAAGGAAGGAAUGGAGAGGAACCAGAUGUCUAAUAUGGCCAUUCUAAACUUUUAAGGCAGCAAACGUGAUCUGGAUUAUACCAGGAAUUAUCAUUCCUGAGAUCCCAUAAUGCAGGAGAUAGUGCCCCUCUAGAUAAGCAUGCACAUUUCUGUAUGUAUGUGUUUUCCAGCUUUCUUGUUCUUUUGCUGCUGUCUCCAGCUGGCUUACCUCACACUGACUGAGAUGGGAAUUUCUAAAAGGAACAUUGUCUGCCUCUUCUAGAAACAUGGUUGUGUCAGACUGAAUUUUUUUGUUAACCGUCCUGCCUGAGAACACCAAGAUGUAAAGGAGGAUUGAGGUGUGGAGGAGAAUGAGAAGGAAACAGUUGUUCAUGCUCUGUAGUAAAUGGAAGCUACUGAUGAGUUGCCUUACGUGAGGGGAAGUUCUUCUUGCAAAGGAAGUUGCUUCCAUUUCUAGACUGAAUCUAUUCCAUGUGUUUUAGGAAGUUGGAAGAUGACGGAAAUGAGGGUUUCUACCCAAUCUGCAAAUUUCAGUUUUGUACAGUGAAUAAAUAGGUUUUUCUUCCUCCACCAUCAUUGGGGAUGAGAGGCAAACUUUACACACUUAAGUGGAGCUCAUGGCUGUCUUCGGAAGGAUGACAAAUAGCCACAUACAUCUCUCUGCUCCUGAAGUUCAGGCGGCCUGUUCCUGAUCCAGUUGUGGGUUUCAUGGUAUUGGGAUGUGAACCAUUCCACAUUUCUAUUUUUUAUUAUAGAUGGAUAAUGGGAUGGGGACAGCUGAACAAGUGUUUCUCCACUGCUGGUAAAAGCUCCAUGUGACUCAUCGCAACAGCUCAUUUGCAAGUCCAUAGAGUGUCAUCAGUGAUGGGGGCUGAAAGUUGUUGAGAGCCUAGUUUGUAUCUCAGAAUAAAGUUUUUAACAGUUCCUGGAUUAGGUAGAUAGAUACCCAGUUGGAAUAAACUGGAUAUGACAUGAACUAAGAAAUAAAUAAAAAAAUAUUCAUUCUUUUGUCAUUGGCAUCCAUCUGUCUUGACAGACAAUGGCAAUAAUAAGUAAAUGACCGCAAUACCUCAAGGACCAUCUCUCCCCAUAUGAACUGCCUCAGACCCCGCAACCACCAUCUGAGGCCCUUUUUCAUGUGCCUCCUCCAGAUGAGGUCUGGAGGGUGGCAGCACGAGAACAGGUCUUUUCUGCAGUGGCUCCCUGUUUGUGGAAUGGUCUCUCCAGGGAGGCUCAUCUGGCGCCUUCAUUAUGUAUCUUUAGGCGCAACUUCCAGUUUGCACAGCCUGGUCUAGUAUCUGAAGAAGUGUGCAUGCACACGAAGGCUUAUACCAAGAACAAACUUUGUUGGUCUCAAAGGUGCUACUGGACAUUUACCAUAAUUUUUAAUAUAUAUUUCAACUGCGUCAGACCAGCACGGCUGCCUACCUGUAUGAGUGAUAUCCAUGAACAGUAUUAGAAUGUUGCAGCCCUUGUCUUAAGCUUAAUGGAUAAAGUGCUGGCUUAGAUUUGUCACUUGGCACCAUUGCUAGGUCAUUCUCAGAAUGCUGCUAGAAAUUCACACUAGAGUAAAGAGUGCCAGGGUACUGGUGACAAAAUAAAGAAAAGAGCAGGCAUACUUGAUUGUGCAAAGAAUAUUGAUCAAGUACUUUAUUGAAGUUCAGCCUUUUAAUGAAAGUUAUGGAAAUUACUCUGGAAUGACAGAAAAGAGUUCUUUGUGCAAACCUAGAAAUACAAAAACUGCAUCCUCCAUUAACAGCCUGGAAAUAUAGAGGAUCUUGAGAUUUAAUCACAGGCAUGAGGAAGCUUUGGCUCUCCAGAUAUUGUUAACUAAAUCUCCCAUCCUCCCUGGCCACUGGCCAGGUUUGCUGGGGAUGCAGGUUGUAUUUCUGGAGGGCCAAAUGUUCCCCACUCUUGUUUAACUGUUUUACUACUGGGAAGUGUAGUUUGCUGAUGUCUGUUUAAAUGACAGUUCCCAGGAUUCUUUGGGGCAAAAAUGUAUGAUGUGUAUGCAGCCUACACAUGCACUUUAAAUCUGAUUUAAAUGAGUGAUGUGUAUACAGCCUUAGUCUGAGCAAGCUUUUCUUGCAUGUGCAAAUAUUUUUAUGGUUGCUGCUAAAUAAGAUUCCUCUUUCUAAAAAAGCAUAAGGCUUUUGUUUUCAGUGGCUUUUGGCCAGAAAUAAGAAUAUCCCUUUACACAGAAAAAUAAUAUUCAAAGAGAGACUAAUUUAUUGGUUUUUGUUUGGCAUUGGUAUACAUACUUGGCUUUUAGAUCUGCCCUGGCUCAUUUGUCUGCAUAUCGAUAAGUAGGGGACAGAGAUAAUAGGAUAGUAAUUGUGGGAAAAGUGAUGUUUUUGUCUCAGCUGAGUAAGAGGUUAUAUGCAAAGUUUUGAGGUGCAAAACUUUUGAAGGCAAUGGAAGUGUGGCUUGAGAUAAACAAUGCAUACCUAUCUACUCAGAAUAAGUCCCAUUGAGUUCAAUGGAUUGGGAUUUACUCCCAGAUAAGUGGGUAUAGCAUUGCUGCUUAAGCUAACAAAUUUGGAAUCGAGUUAGGUACCUAACAUGCCUACAUCCUAUUCAUGGCACCAGUCAGAGAAAGCAUAUCCUAGAGAAUCUUUCAGGUUCCACAAUACUUUGUUGUUUCUACUUCUGAGUUAGACAAGCAUAGAAUUGCACUCUUAAGCUGCUAUCCCAAGUAUAUUUACUUAUUAAACUCAGUGUAAUUUUCUUCUAAUUCUCCUAACAUAUGGUAAAUAUAGUCUGGGUUCCGUUUUUUAGGCUGCAAUUCACAGUACAGUGGUACCUCUGGUUACGUACUUAAUUCGUUCCGGAAGUCCAUUCUUAACCUGAAACUGUUCUUAACCUGAAGCACCACUUUAGCUAAUGGGGCCUCCCGCUGCCGCCACGCGAUUUCUGUUCUCAUCCUGAAACAAAGUUCUUAACCCAAGGUACUAUUUCUGGGUUAGUGGAGUCUGUAACCUGAAGCGUAUGUAACCCGAGGUACCACUGUAUAUUUAAAAAUGGCUAAGUUUAAAGAUGGUGCAUAUUUGCCCUAAAGUAUGUGGAUUGUGGAGGUUUAAGCUUGAAUAUAGCUUGAUGAGAAUAACUUUUUUAAAUUCAUUUAAAUUCAUAUUGAAAAUUUUAGAAUUACAAAAGAAAACAAAGAAGAAAAAGAGAGAGAAAAAACAAAGAAAAAACAAACCACAGUCAAACAAUACAGAUUAAUAGAAAUCAAAAUCAAAAAAUAGCACAACACGCUCAAAAAACAAAAAUAUACCACAAACAUUUAAAAACAAAUCCAAUAUUCUCAAAUCCUUAACUGUCAUUACCUUCUUUCUUUGACCUCCUCCUCCUCCCUUUUUUUGUAUCCUGGUUAUUAAUUGUCGCAGCAAAUCCUUUCCAUAUUUCAUAAUAUUCUGUCAUUACUUUACCUUAAUCUAUUUUAAUCUUAUCACUAUAAAAACCUUAAAGCUUAAAACUUAAAUCUUAUUUUUACCAAUUUCUCAUAAGCAUAAUAUUCUUACAUAGUUCUUUAAACAUUUUUGCUAAAGCCAAAUAAUUUCGUUCCAACAUUUUUCUAACAUUCAUCAAUUUUAUAAAACAAUCCUAAUUAAAAACAACAAAAAAAACAACAAUCCAAUCUUCAUCCAGCGUCUCUUCCUCCUGGUCCCGGGUUUUGUCAGUCCUUUCUAUCUCAUCAAUCUAGCGCAUUAACCUGGCAAUCUUAUGUCCGAGGCCCUUAAGUCCCUUCCAUGUCCCUUCCGCAGCUCCUCUUCAUAUUUAUAACUGUAUUUUCCUUUAUCUCCUGCUCCUUUCACUCUUGGGAACUCCAGCUUGACAAUGCUUUUGACCCAUCUCGACAAAUCAGCCCCUUUUCCAUAGUCCAGACUAAGCUCCAUGUGGUAUUUAACAACAUGUUUCAAAGUCCCUCCAAGAUUAAGAGCCCCCACAACCCCAAACAUCUCACGGCCCAUUGCCAGACUUGAAAAGUCCAAACCUCCCUGCAUAGGGGGGUCUAUCCAACCCCCCAUUUCCAAACCAAACCAAACUUUAUCUUUCCAAAUCUGGCUUUUCCCAAGUUCAUUUGUCAAAUCCAAGAAUUCAUGUUCCUGCUGGGCCACAACUCCCUCCAUCUCUGGCACCCAAGAUUCAGUAACAUCCUCUUCCCUCAUCUGUUCUGUCAGGGCACACUCCUGAUCUGAUUCCUGGGUGGGCCCUAUAUAAUUUCCCAUUGCCUGUCCAAAAUUUCUGAUCGCAUCAGUCAUAAAAUCCGUCUUCUCAUGUAGCUGUUCCAGUAGGGCACUUGUUUUACAGAAAGCACACAACAGAGCUUCUGAAUACAUUGUCCUGCAAGGUCAGAAGUCUAUUCCCACGAUCGUAAUCUGUAACAGCUGCAAGCUCCCCAAUUCAGAAUUGGUUACAGUUUCACAGGCUCCCUCUAGGGGAAGAACUUCUGUUUGUUCUUUUCUUUUAAAGACAGAUCUAACAACAAAGUUUCCUUUUUCAGAUAUUUUGUCAAUAUUUGUUCCUUUAAAAUGCGAAGGGGAACAAUGGAAUCACUAUGUUUCUCUUCUUUUAGCUAUCUGUCAGAAACGUUUGUCUCUGGUCAAUGGGCUUCUAAAAACGUCAGUCCUGACACCCCGCUCCAGGAUCAAGACGGUGGAAAGUUACUUUGCUUUACACUCACUUCUGCAGGUUUAAACAGUCCGAAAAAAAUCCUCCCUCUUCUCCUGCUUCCGAAGGGGGUUCAACAAUUUAAAAUAAUGAAAGUUAAUCCUUUUCAGAACUCUAGUUUGCCAUGUCUUUGCUUUAAUCUAUCUACAAAGAAACGGAAGGCUGACUUCCUGUUUAGACCUUCCCGUUUCAGUGCCAAAUUAAAAUAAACUUUUAAGUCCAAUUUUCCUUUCAGCUCACAAAUCCUUAUUUAGAGUCCAAUUGUCCGAAAUUUAAGUACUCACGGGUGAUUGUUUUAAAAGCCAAAUUGUCCCAGGAAAAAGGCAGCGCUCUCCAGCAACGGCUGUGCGGCUUCACUCCACGGAAGAAGCAGUUGACUCUCAGCACCACGCCACUUCCCCCUCUUCGCUCCGGAGCCCAUUAGUGGGUUCCUUUGUGGGUUGGGGGGGCGCUAAAGGUGCCUGCCGAGUCCCAUGGUCACAGGCUUCACCUGCCGCGCUUUUGAAUGGGUCCCGUCCGUAGCGGAAAAGACCCGUUUCCCGUGGAGCUGGUCCCUCCAGAUCAGAGGGAGUCCGCCAUUACCGAUGGUGCCACCCUGGAAGUCUUACCUUUUUUAAAUUCAAAAGUAAAUAGAUAAAUUUACAAAGCACUACAAACAUAAGCUUCUGUAGAUGCUGGUAUGUUUGCAUGCAUACCACAAGAAAGUAAUACAUUCCACGUUACUUGAACAUAGCAGCAUAAUCUCAUCUGGCACUUCAGAGAGUUUUGUGUAGUGCUGAAAACUCCACUGUUACUUGGAUACGAUGAAUUUAAAAGAGGUUGUGCACAGAGAAGCCUUGUUUCAAUAACAGGUAUGUGUUAUCAAAGAGUUUAGAAAGACAGGAAAUAUCUCCAAUAAUUGCAGGAAAGUGCUGUCUCUGUUUGCUGUGGUUUGUUCCGAGGAAAUAGUACCAGGCAUCUGAGGCAAAGCCUUUAAACUUAGAACUUCUGGAAAAUCUGUACUACAAACUGCUGCGUUGAGCUGGUCUUUCAGUAGCGUUGUGAAGUUUCCCCCACUUAUUGGUCUAUUUGUGAACAUAAUGAUGAUUCAGAAAUGCCAUACUUCUUGGAUUAUUAUGUUGUAGUCAUGGCUUAGUCCGUUUUGUUUAGGCUUAACACAAAGAAGGCUAUUGAGAUAGUUCACAUUUUGCCAGCAAAUGACAUGGAAGCUGUUAUCUUGACAUAAUAACUGUGCUGCUUCACUGUAUGUGCCUUUCUUGAUGAAAUUUUGAGAUCUGAGGGUGGCACAGAACAGCUAGCCAUGAGAUGACAGAAGAAAGUAUGGUAAGAAAAUUGUGUGGUUUGUGUUUUGGCAAGGAAUAUCCCCCCCACCCCUCCAGGCCACCUUCAGGUUUUGUAACAGUGCAAAUAAUAAAGUGAUUCAAAGACAGUAUAAGACCAGAUUAUACAAUCUAUGAACCCAAAAGGCAGCUAAAAAUAGUUGCCUAGAAGAACUCCUAAGCUCAAGAAGCAGCUUUAUCUUACAGCAUUCCCAAGUUGAAAAUAUCUGACAGACUUUCACUUUGUAUUUUAAAAUUAGUGGAAUACGUAGGCAUCAGGUUGCGGCUUGUGAGCAAAACAUUUUGGACUUUCGUUACUAACUGUUUUCCACUGAUCUCUCUACUUUUCUGUAGCGGUACUAUUUCUUUUAAAGGUCAUAUCCUCUUGUGAAAACUAUAUGGGCUCAUCAAACUCUAGAUUUAAAAACUCAGGACAAAGGUGUACUUUCAGUCUGCAGCAGUACAGCUGUUAGGAAUUGUUUGUUUUUAAGUAAAUUAUGGUCUAGCCUCUGACUCCAUCAUAGUUUGCUUUAUGUAGCAGUGACCUUGCUGAAGUGCCAGUUAAAGUUGCCAGGAUGUUAUAGUAACCGCUUAAAUGUGUGCUUCAGGGAAGGUUUUCAGAAAGGGGGAAAAUGUGGCUGUUACUUCAAGAGAAAUGUGCCACCUCCUUUGUUGUGUCGAACCCAAUUUGGAUGUCUGGUCUUGUAGGAAAUCAUGAAAGCAGGCAUUUAUGAGUUUUCCAAACUGUUUAAACUUCCCCCAGACAGUCGAUUUGUUUAUCUGCAGCACUGAGUUUAUGUCGUAUGAUGAUUGCUGUAACGAACACUUGCACUGGAUUUUAAACAGCUGCAAUACCAUAGAGUUGUAUCUGGCUAAGUCCUACUCAGGAGGAAUUAAUUGAACAAAGUUGGUUUAGAUGGUUUCAAUGGGUCUACUUUGAGUAGGGAUAGUAUUGGACACAACCCAUAAAAAGAGGCAUAGUUGUGCUUUCAUUUGGAGAAAUGAGACCAGCCGUGUUUUUUCUCUGUUCUACCGAAUAACUUGGAUGUUUUAUCCUGAAUGGGAGUAAUCCAAUUAAAUGCUGUGGGAUUUCAGUAGAACUCUUAAUUUCUCACGACAUGCUCAGCAGCACAUUCAUACAUUUUCCAUCGACAACUGUCAUGCCUUAAAUCAAAGGUUUUCAACCUUUUUGAGUCCAUGACUCCAUUCUUUCUGCGGCACCCCGUGGGGCUCAGGAGCCCAGUUGUGUCACCCUUUUUGAACACCCUUGUGGAGUGUUCCCUUAGCCUUCUCCCCUUUCCUUGGGAGUCCUAUGGGCAGGUACAGCUGCCGCCCCUGGUCUCUGAGCUGCCCCCCUACCCCUAAGAGAGGUACCUCCUCACACUGCCCCACAGGGGCCUGGGAAGCACCCCCUGGCCAGCCCCAGAGGCACCAUUCAGCUGUGGAGCUUGUAGCCAGGGCUGCUGCAACAAACAGCUGUGCAAGCCUUUGGGAGGCAGAGAUGGGAGAGGGCAUCAGAGGGGAGGGAAAGAGGGACAGAGGCCAGUGUUGCCCACAACACCCCUGACCAUCAUUCAAGGCACCCCAGGGUGCCACGGCACUCUGGUUGAAAACCAGUACCUUAAACAAAUCUUGAGUGAAUCUUUGGCUAUGUGUACACUACCAGCUUAAAAUGCAGUGAGGUCGUUUUUUCUGCUGCAUUUGAAACUGCAUUUGCAUGUUGUACAUAUCAGUAUAGUUGGAUGUGUUUCCAAGUUGCCUACUGUUUUUCCACACCAGUGAAUGGAGAUGGGUUGAGGAUGUCUUCAAAUGGCUUACAUUUUCAAAUCUGAUCAAAGCUGUUUUAGAGUAAAAUGCAUCAAAAUGCAGUAUUUCUCAAGAAACUACAGGAUAGGUGUAGAUUGAGGCUAAUAUGAUGUGUGCAUGACUUCACAAACCAGCAGUAGGAGCACUCUGGAUGCAGAGUAAACUGAAGCCUGAAUGCAGUCUUUGUUUAGAUCUAUGUGGAGAAUACAAAAAGCUUGCAAAGUGUUGGUUGAGGUGGAACAUUUUGUGUGCAAUUGUCUCUUAAGCACAAACGAUCAUUUUAGAAAAAGUGUCCUGUAGAUAAUAAAGUCAGUAUGCAUGCUCACCAUAAUAUAUGUAUAAUAUAAAAUAGUACUUGAUGAAAUAAGCUGAGUAGGACUCAGAAUAUGUAAGAAAUGUUGCUUUCAAGUGAUUUGCAGUGUAGUGUCUUCUAAUAUCUGGGGCUUCACAUUUAUAAGGUGGGAUAACUUCUAGUGAUUCCAGUAUGAGCAAGUAAUAAAACGUUGUCAGAAAACAUCUUCAGAAAGUAAGCUGUGUAAUAUGUGGUUCUGUCAUGCUACUCUAUGCAAGCCGAUUGUAUCACGUAGUGAUUAUUUUUCAAACAUCCAUUUUAAUAUUUCAGAUUUUAGGAAUACAUAAUUGUUGUCAACAGGAUAGUUAGCCAUCUAGUCUAAACGUCUAAUUAUGUCGCUAGUCCACUGUACAUAUCUAUCUACCUAUCUCUAUAUCUAUAAUGAACACUCAUAUUAAUUAUCCUGGUUAAAGUGGUUGUUACUUGGUGACUAAUGCUGCUAUAUUAGCGCUUGUGCUGUUCCCAGGCCAUCUGGGUGUGCAUCUGUUAGUGAGCCCAAGGGAAAAGGUGAAUGAUUGUUCAUUUGCAAGUAGCUAUGGUGGCCAUAAAGAAAGGAGUGGUGAGCUUUUGGUAAUGGGGCUUCUCAUCUGGAAACGUUAGACUUGCAUGUCAUAUGUACCUUAUUGCUUGCUGUCUGUUCAAAAACAAUAUCUAAUUAAACUUUCUCUUUCCAGGUGUUCAAGAUGAAUCUGGAAAAACUCAGCAAACCUGAACUACUGACUCUGUUUAGCAUUCUUGAAGGGGAACUAGAAGCAAGAGAUCUUGUCAUAGAAGCCUUAAAGGUAAGCUACAGAUUAGCAACCUUGCUGCUGCAGAUACCGUCCUCUUUUUCUGUUAAUAUAUAUAUAUAUAUAGAGUGUGAGUGUGUGUGUGUGUGUGUGUGUGUGUGUGUGUGUGUGUGUGUGUGUGUGUGUGUGUGUGUGUAGAGAGAGAGAGAGAGAGAGAGAGAGAGAGAGAGAGUUAGCUAGCAUUGAUUGAUACACUAUUUUACCAGUUCAGGCUUUGUUAGCUGUAUUAGAGCACAGAUGCUGUGCAGCCAUCUAUAUCUUGGCAUUUUAUGUCAGAGGUGAUAGCAGGUGCAGACAAUUCUAUGGUUAAACACCUUGAUUAUUUCAAAUUUUUAAAUCAGUGUUGCUCUCCUUUCACCAUAGAAGAUUAGCGAAACUUGAACUUCUUGUUCUAACUCUCGUGUUUCAGCAUGUCUCUGUAAAGAGAUGAUCUGGUGAACAGCUCUUGUAGUCUCAGCAGGCAGGAGUAGCAACACAGAUUCUUCCUCCGGAUUUCUAACUAGCUUCAUUGGUUUCUGUCAGUUCUUUUCUAAGGCCUCCUCUGCAGUCCAGGUUAUCCUACUUAGCUUGUGCAAUGUUAAAGUCUGUUGCUUAGGGACACAUUGAAAUGUUUUGGUUCUUGCUAGGUCCUACCACCCUAGUAUUGUUAAGUGUUCAUACACACACCCCUUGCAUUUUCUGUUGGUGGGGGUGAUGAAAUCAAGGCUUGCUUAGGAAAUGUGUGUGUUUAAUUACUACAAAAAUAAAAAGCAAUGAUGCAAACAGCUUUUUGCUCUCUUGACCCUAUCCAUCCUGGCUAGUAAAAGCCAAAUGCAGGGAGGGAGGGUGUUUUGAACAUGUCUCUAUGUGAUGGAAUGAUCCAUGCUGUUCUUAAAUAAGCAGUAGUGUGUCCACUCCUGAAAAGCCCACCCCUAGACCUUGCAGUUUACGAAAACUACCACCCAGUCAUGUACACCUGUUUCUUGGACAAUGUGGUGGGGAGUAUGAUGGCUAAGUAGUUUCAGGAAUUCCUGCAGGAUGUGGACGAUUCAGGUCCAUUUCAAUCUGGAUUCAAGUGUGGUUUGGGGGCAGAAUCAGCCUUCAUUGCCCUGGUGGAGUGGGAUGGAGAAAUGCGAGUCUGGUCCUGCUUCUCAGUCUGUCUGCUGCAUUGACCAUGGUAUUCUCCUGGAGUGACUGUGUGGGGUGGGUGCUGGGGUCACAGUUUUACAGUGUUUCCAAUCCAUCUGCAGGGCUGUGUCCAGAGAAAAGCAUGGGGAGGCUGUAUCUCAGUCCCACAGUCCCUGUGCUGUGGUGAGCCACAGGUUAUAACCCUGUCGCAAGUGCUGGUUAGCAUCUAUAUGGAGCAGUCAUUAGGAAUUUUGAGGAAAAUCAUCUUCAGUAUGCUGAAUACAACACAGCUCUAUUUAUCCAUAACAUCUGAGUCAGGAGAAGCUGAGUGUGGUCUGGAACAUUGUUUGGAUCUAGUUGUGGAAUGAAUGAGGGCUAAAAAACUGAGCUUGAACCCUGGGAAGACAGAGGUACAGUUAGUAAGUGGUUGUGCCUCGGAAAUCGACAAUUUCUCUGUUCUUAAUGGCAUUGUUCUUCGUCUGAAAGAAUACGUUUGCAGUUUGGCAACUCUCCUGGAUCCAUCUUUGUCACUUGAGGCUCAGGUACAUUUGGUAUGUGGACUACAGCUGUUCUUGGACAGGGAUAGCCUUGGUGCAGUGAUUCAUGCUUUAGUGAUUUGUUAAGGGUGCUGGGAGUUGUAGCUUUGUGAGGCAUAAUCUACAGUUCCCAGGACUCUUUGGGGGAAGACAUGUGCUUCAAAUGUAUGGCAUGGAUGUGAUAUUUGGUCUGAAUAUGCCUGUUAGAUAAAACCAUCUUAGACCUAUGUCCUCCAAAAGCAAAGACCUGUAGUGGUAUUAAUGUGAUGAAUGGUACCCAAAGACCGUCAAACUUCAUUUUAUUGUGUAAGAAAUAUACCAUGCUUGAUUGGGGGAAAGUUCUUUUAAAGAGCUGUACCUCCUGUAUACCUGAGAGGUUGCCCCUUUUUAUAUCUAUGAGAAAAAGUAUUCUUGGAUGUUAACUUACCAUAUUAAGUGAACAUGUGCAAAGACAGCUAUAGCUCUGGUAUUUGCUUUGCUGAUUUUUAUCAGACAGCUUAGAGCCUUUCCUCUGAAGUCUUGUUUUAAAGGUGUGCCUGUACCCUGAGGUAGCCUAUGAGAAGGAAUGGCAAUGACAUUGUAGCUGGGGAGUGUAAUUAAAUGAGCAUUUCUGUGGUACACAUGUGACAAGUAGCUAUUACAGGGUCUUGAUUUUAAGAUUUUCUGAGUGCAGUGUCUGGAGCUCUGGAUAGCUACUAGAAACGUGACCAAGACACGACGUGUCUAAAUUGUAUUCGAAGCUACAAAAUAAGAAAUGUGGUUACUUUCCAUCGUCUCUCUUUCUGAAUGUAUAUGUUGGUAAUCAUUAAUAAUCAUUCCCUUUACAGCUGACUAUUUGUUACAGUAAAUUUUAUCCCUGUUUCUGGACUAAUUUCAUUUGGAGGGAAAUAAGCAUCAUCAUGCACGUCCUAAGAAUAUCUCCCACAAUACGUUGUAUGAAUAGAGCUGUGUGUAAGGAGGACUUACCCAGGGAAGGCCAGAAACUCUAAUGAUGGCAAAAAUGCCUUAGUGCCUAAAAUUUAUAUGUGUGACAAACUCUCAAACAGGUCUUUCUUUUGAUUGAGGAUACUACAUAUAGCCAGCCAUGGACCUAGGUUAGUCAGGAGGUUACUAUAGUUAUUCCCUAAACCACACCUACCUGCCCCAUAUCUGAUAUCUGUGGUCAGAUGGCUGCAGAAAGCAGAACUGAACACCUUGUACGUCAGCUGAUAUGCAGAGAGUUUUGUUGGCCCCUCCUGGAAGGACCAACCCCCUGUCAAUCAGCUGACAGGAGAUGGUCCUUCCCACCUGCCAAGGCUGGCUCACUCAGGUGGGGUGGAUAAAGAUCUGGCCCACUGAGCCAAAAACGUUAUCCCCUGAAUUGAAUCAUUGAAUGGCUUUCAAAUGGGAUUAGACAAAUUAAUGUAGGAUAAGGCUAUCGAUGGCUACUAACCCUGAUGGCUAUGACAGGCAUCCCCAAACUUGGCCCUCCAGAUGUUUUUUGACUACAACUCCCAUCAUCUGUAGCUAACAGGACCAGUGGUCAGGGAUGACGGGAAAUGUCGUCAGAAAAACAUCUGGAGGGCCAAGUUUGGGGAUGCCUGGGCUACAAUCUUCACUAUCUGAAGUAGCAUGCUUCUGAAUGGCAGCUGAUGGUAACCACGGGAGGAGGAGUUUGGAUUUGGAUUUGAUAUCCCGCUUUAUCACUACCCUAAGGAGUCUCAAAGCGGCUAACAAUCUCCUUCCCCUUCCUUCCCCACAACAAAUACUCUGUGAGAUGAGUGAGGCUGAGAGACUUCAGAGAAGUGUGACUGGCCCAAGGUCACCCAGCAGCUGCAUGUGGAGGAGCAGGGAAUCGAACCCAGUUCACCAGAUUAUGAGACUACCGCUCUCAACCACUACACCACACUGGCUAUCACGCUUCCCAUAGGUAUUUGGUUGGUCACCCUGAGAACAGGAUCCAGCAGGCUCUUCUUACGGUUUUACUUCUAGUUACUGAUAAUCAUGGUGUACUGUAUAUCUAACAGUGCCUGUGAAAGAACAUUUGAACAAGUGGAAUUUCCCACCCACUUUAUAGGUGCAGCCCUCAGCACACCCCGAAAAAUGUCUGCUGAGGGUGUUGUUCUUAUUAAAUUGCUGGUGCAUCUUUACAGACUAAAUAAUCAUGAUUCAAACAGUUUAGAAUUAUGGAGCAUUUUGUGCCAGCUUAUGUUUAUGGCUAUGCAUCAAUGUCAUCUAAGAACAAAAGGGUUUGCCCACCUGCACUAACUUGUGUAUGCCACAGAACAGCUUGAGCAGUAAAGCAGGGCAAGUGGCUUUCUCGAGUGUACAAAUGCUGCAGUAGUUUGAGUAAUUGCUUUGAUGGAUUGAAGCUCAUUUGGGGGGAAAGCUGCUAGGUCUUACUUCAUCUUUGUGAUUGAACUCCUGCAUCACUGCACGUUUCUUUCCACAUGAAUUUAAUUAGUGUUUCUCUGAAUAAUGAAAGUUAUACAAAGAAAUGAACUGUCUCUUGCAAGACAUACAAGUUGCCUGUAUUUGAAAGCUGCAAGGAUAGGGAGGGGGGCAAUAAUUUAAAUGGUACACGCAAGGAUAACUGAGGUUUUUACUGAUUGUACAGGAAAGAGGAAAAUUGAAGGGUGUAACACUAGACUUUCAACCUUGAGUAGCAAUCUUAAUUGUGUAACAGGAAGACCGUCUGCUUUGAGGGGGUUUGUGAGGAAAGGAGGGAUAUAAAUGUGUUAAACAGGAUCAUAGAAAGCUGGGCUGGGUGUUGCCCUGGACUGGAUUCCCACAUGCCCCUCUCAAUCUGCUCUGGCAGAUUGGGGGAAUCCCAGAACAGAUUUGGAAGGGGAGAGGAAGGGGAAGCGCCUGUUGUGCAAGCAGAAAUCCUUACACUAAUGGGUUGAGUUCAUUGGCUACAAUCCAAAGUCACUGUUACUAUGAUUGGAGCCAUUUAUCACAAAAUGGGGGGACAGUAUUAAGAUGCUGAUUCCUGAACAGGACAAUUGAACAGCAGAAGAUGGCACAUGGGUGUGGGUGUAAAAAUAGUUGGGUUCUUCAGCAAGGGGUGUUAAUUUUAAAAUCAGUUACGGAGGUCUAUAGCAUUUACUCAUUUUCAACUAGUAGAAAAAUACUAUAAAGAAAACCAGAGAAUGCUGAAAUGUUAACAAGUAUGGCUUUGAAACUCAAACGCAAGUGGACAAAUAUUAGGUCUGCAGAUUUUGGAUUGGCUGAUAACCAGCCAUUAUUUGUGGUUGCCAUUGACUGCCUCCUGUUCUUUGAAACCUUGGGCACAAACAAGAAGACGCAGGGGUGGGGAGCGCUGUUUUACUUCACUGUGGGUGGCGCUGUGGGUUUAACCACAGAGCCUAGGACUUGCCGAUCAGACGGUUGGCGGUUCGAAUCCCCGCGACGGGGUGAACUCCCGUUGCUCAGUCCCUGCUCCUGCCCACCUAGCAGUUCAAAAGCACGUCAAAAGUGCAAGUAGAUAAAUCGGUACUUCUCCAGCGGGAAGGUAAACGGUGUUUCCGUGCGCUGCUCUGGUUCGCCAGAAGCAGCUUGGUCAUGCUGGCCACAUGACCCGGAAGCUGGCCACAUGACCUCGGCCAAUAAAGCGAGAUGAGCACUGCAACCCUAGAGUCGGCCACGACUGGACCUAAUGGUCAGGGGUCCCUUUACCUUUACCUUUAUGCUGAACACUGAAGAAGGAAAAUGCUGCGUGAAUACCCCCCUCCCGCUAUACCUUCCUUUCACUCCGGCAUGGUGUGGGUCAAAUUAGAUAUUUGAAUGCAGUUGUUCUUUUUAGUUAUGUAAACCACAGUCCCAUGGGAGUGGGGAAGCAAGUUUAACUCUCCUCCAGCUAGGGUUCCAAAAGGGUGGGGUGGGGACUCUGAAGCUUCUGUUUCAGACAAAGUCUCAAGCAGCUUCUUUAUCAUGGAUCAAAGAUGAAGCCAUAAUCUGCUAUCAUAGAACUUGGGGCAAUGGGUUACAGGAGAAGAUGAAAUGUAAUGGCUUCGAAUUUGUCUUGGGACUCAAAUGUUCAGAGAAGGCCUGUAGUACAACUUGGAAAAUCUCCGUAUGAAGUAUUAAAAAAAUAUACUGAGUUCAUGGUGAUCUAAAGGCACCGGGUGCAAAUUUUCAUUCUGUAGACAAGGAAAAAGUGUAGACAAGGUAUCUUGCUUGUUGUUUAAUAUCAAGUCGAUAGAUCAGGCUUUGUCCACUGGACUGAGAUUUUAAUGCGAUUAGCCAAAUAAACCUUGUGUGCUGUAUUUUAUUUUAAUAGUGUACACUGGUAACUUUUUAAAGCCUUUUUAUACAGAGCAUCACUGGGACCAGAGAUAAGAAGAGGUUCAGUCUUUUAUCAUGUUUCUGGCUGAUAGAUUAGUUUCUUGCCUUAGUCUGUUCUCAUUUUCUUCCUACCCCCUGUUUAUGACCUCAGCCUGUAUUUAUUUUCAAACAUCUGUCUCUAGGGGGGAAACUAGGAAUAAGGAAGUUCAAGAUUGCAUGGUGAGCUAUUUAAAGAAGAUGCCAUUUUCUGUUUUCUAGAAGAGGCCCUUCUGUAUAAAUGAAAGCCGCUUGAGAAUUGUGUGGUUUAAUACUACAGUGAAGCCAGGAGUUUAAGUAGCUUGCUUGUUUGAUGUUAAAAUGGGAAAAUAAAUGUGGGUAGUAGAGCUCUAUUUCUUUGCUUCAAAAAUGCUAAUUGUGGGAAAUAUUGCAGGUCAGGAGGAAUCAGUUGGUUAAGCCCUUUGUAAAGAAAGAACCAAGGAAUACAAAAGAAGAAGAAAAAGUCAGCGCUAAGCAUUUCUCCCACAGCAGCGCAAAAAUCCUCAAAACUUCCCGUUUCUUCCUUUCAAAGUGUAUGCUCUGGUUAUCUCCCGCUUGGACUACUGCAAUGCGCUCUACGUGGGGCUACCUUUGAAGGUGACCCGGAAACUACAAUUAAUACAGAAUGCGGCAGCUAGACUGGUGACUGGGGGCGGCCGCCGAGACCACAUAACCCCGGUCUUGAAAGACCUACAUUGGCUCCCAGUACGUUUCCGAGCACAAUUCAAAGUGUUGGUGUUGACCUUUAAGCCCUAAACGGCCUCGGCCCAGUAUACCUGAAGGAGCGUCUCCACCCCCAUCACUCUGCCCGGACGCUGAGGUCCAGCGCCGAGGGCCUUCUGGCGGUUCCCUCAUUGCGAGAAGCAAAGCUACAGGGAACCAGGCAGAGGGCCUUCUCGGUAGUGGCACCCGCCCUGUGGAACGCCCUCCCAUCAGAUGUCAAAGCAAUAAAUAACUACCUGACAUUUAGAGGGCAUCUUAAGGCAGCCUUGUUCAGGGAAGCUUUUAAUCUGUGAUAUUUUACUGUAUUUUUUGUUUCUAUGGAAGCCGCCCAGAGUGGCUGGGGAAACCCAGCCAGAUGGGCGGGGUACAAAUAAUAAAUUAUUAUUAUUAUUAUUAUUAUUAUUAUUAUUAUUAUCUUGCUUCAUGCAUUGAGCGCCUCUUAAUUCCAUACUGGCCUGUACUCAGUGGCAUCUUUCCCAUUCCUCUGCUCAUUACUCCAGCUGCCAUGUGCCCACAGCCUUCAUCAGUGUGGUGUAGUGGUUAGAGUGCUGGACCUGGGUAACCAGGGUUCAAAUCCCCACUGAGCCAUGAAGCUUUGAGAAUGAUCUUGGGCCAGUCAUAGUCUUGCAGUGGGACAAAGAGCAUUAGAGCUGAUGCAGGAGGCCUAAACAAGGAUGCACCUUCAUACGACAAAAACUAUAAUUGAGGUGCCAGGUGAAUCUCUGUAGGUGCGGAUUGCAUAACCUAAGGGCCACCACAGGGACGUGGGAGGCGCUGUGGGUUAAACCACAGAGCCUAGGACUUGCCGAUCAGAAGGUCGGCGGUUCGAAUCCCCGUGACGGGUUGAGCUCCCGUUGCUCGGUCCCUGCUCCUGCCAACCUAGCAGUUCGAAAGCACAUCAAAGUGCAAGCAGAUAAAUAGGUACUGCUCUGGCGGGAAGGUAAACAGUGUUUCCGUGCGCUGCUCUGGUUCUCCAGAAGCGGCUUAGUCAUGCUGGCCACAUGACCCGGACCCCUAAUGGUCAGGGGUCCCUUUACCUUUACGGGCCACCACAGAGAACACCCUCUCCAGGGCCACUGGCACCAUUCCAAGCUUCUAAAGAGAUCUGUUGACUUUAAGAUCCAAAAGGGUCUGUAGGGAAGUUGACUGUCUUUCAAAUAUUUGAGACCUUUUAAACAUUAAUGUGAGCACUUGAAUUGGACCCAGACAUGAACUUGUAGCCCAUGGAACUAUUUUAAAGCAGGUGCUAUAUGAGUUCUAAAAGGAAUCCCAGUCAGUAAUCUGGUUGUGGCAAUUUGGACCAGCUGAAGUUUUAGAGGUAGUCUUCAGCCUCAUGUACAGCCCAUUGCAAUAAUCCAGACUGGACGUUACCUGAACAUGGAGUACCAAAGUCUUCUCUGUCAAAAAGGGGACAUAGCUAGAGAACCAGCCGUAGCUGGAAAAAGGCACACGUGGCCACUGUGGCUUCCAGUGGCAGUGUUGGCUCCAGGAGCACCCACAAGUUACAGACCGGCUCCUUCCAGAAGUGUGCCACCUCAUGCAAGACAGGGUGUCCCCACACCUCCUGGUCUUGAGAACAUUAGAUAGAGUUAGAAGUAUAUUCCUUUUUCAAGCAUUCCUUUUUCAAGCAAGCCAAGAAUGAUCUAUUAGUCUCAGAGAUACUGAACAAAGCUUGCUUCCCAGUGUGGGUGCAAGGAAUUGGAAAUCUUUUGUUCCAGUUUUAGAUUAACUGCCACUUGCUGUGUCAUCCAAAUUUGGACAAACUGGUUGCCUUGUGUGCACAGUUCCAUGUUAAAUAAGAAAUGCAGCAAGUGACUAUUGGAUCAAAAUGUGCAUGAUUAUUCUUUAUGAAAAUAAUAACGAUAAUACCUUACCAAAUAAGUUCACAUCUCAUGAUUCGGCCUGUUUCCUGUUUUCCUAAUCUCACCAGGCUGUAAGGAUUUGUCCUCCUGAACGAAUUACGUCAAUAUUUCAGAAGGGUGAAGAUCUUCCUAGUCUUAUAGAAUUCUGUGCGUUCUUUUUUAAAAAAACCAAACCAAAACAAGGCUACCCAUGAAUUAAAUAGUUUUUUAUUGUCAACAGUUGUUCUUUCAAUUCUAGACAAAGUUAAAAAUGAACAUACACACACAGUAAUUUUGACUUUCUACUGGCUCUGGGACAAUGGCUAUUCAUAAGUCUAUAUUUGUGUCUUUGACUUUUGAGAUUGCUUGCAGGAUUUAUAAGAAAACACAGCUAUAUUGAAAAUAUAUAGGGGGGGGGGACUAUAUCCUUACUGCCUGUCCAAAAUGCUUACAAGCUGGAAAUUCUCAUAAUUUCUUCAAAAUCUCAGCAAGAUGUAUUUAUGAUAUAUUACAUUUCUACCCCACCUUUUAGACCAUCAUGGAGUCCAGGCUGUUGGCUUCAUGGGCCUUCAGACCAGAUCCUACCCAGAUGUUCAGAAAGUUGAUGCAAGUUUUAAUCUGCAUUUGUCUAUUGUUGUUUUAACUUUUUGAAAAUCUUAAAUUAUUGUUGUUAAUUUUCUAAGUGAUAAUUAUAUAGUUUCAUCUUUAUUGUAAAUAAACCUCAGUCUAGUGGUGUAUACAUUUUAUGACAAUAAACAAGUAUCUUGGGGCAUCCCUGAAUCAUUUCUGCCCAACAGUGGCUCAUUCUGUGAAAUUGCUCCUGAAACAAUAUGUUACAGAUUGUAGAAAGGACAUAAUUGCCUUCUCUAAUACAAAUGGUUAGCUUGCUCGUUUUGACAGCUGUAUGUUGUUUAACAGACUCAGCAGAGCUCUUGCUUUAUAGGGCUACUGUUUAAAAUUAAAGUCUUUAUUGAUGCUGAAAGGGCUACUGUACUUAAUUUGGUAUGGCUUAACCAUGUGUUUGUGUUCAUAAAGAUCCCCAGAUGUCUAGUGCGUGCGCAAUCACAGCACAGCUCCCUUGUUAGGCUUGCAGGAGACAAGAUUGCUCUGUCAAGAAAGCCUACAUUUUUUUAACCACAUGACCCCCAAGGUGCUUUGUGAACAAUAAACAUUAGGAAUAGUUUUGCUUAAAGGAGCUGCUCUUGCUAUUUGGUGGUAGAAGAAAAACGUUUCAUUCCUGCUCCAGUUCUUCUCUAAUUCUCUUCGCAUGUAUCUGGAUAUGCAAGCCUCUUCUGGGGCUGUAAUACUUCUCAGAAGUGCCCUGUUUUCUUAAGAAAAUGUGUCUCAAGAUUACUUGACCUUUCAGAAGUGGAUCUGAAACCAUCUGGGGAAUUUUCUUUGCAGGAGGUCUUUGCUAACUCCCACCUAGAAAGGAUGAAAGGCUGAUUUACAUUCUCAAGAGGCCUUGAUAACCAGGUUGUUAAACAUUUACCCUUCAAUUUUGAGAACUGUUGUGCCUUCUUACCUGAAAGCAAGUAAAUAAUACAGCCCCUUGUUGCAGUCACUGAUUCAGUCAGAAAUCCACCUGUAAUUUUGUUGUUGUUACCUUGGUGUACUUUCAAUUUCAGCCCCUGUAUAUAUUUCAGUAUUUUUGUUUACUGUUCUUUUUCCUAUUUCCUUUUUGAUGUUUACAGUAAUCCUAAACAGCUGGGAAAACAUGACUAUUUCCAAAUGUUUUCGUUUCCCUGCCAUAAAUGCUGUUUGUGAAUUCUUUUUCUGAUGCAAAUAACCUCUGUACUUGAUCAGGCUUUUACCGAUCAGCUCAUCAGGGGGAGAGCCCCUGUACCACGAGAAACAUGGGCAUUCACAGUGGCUGUGUCCUUUAAAAACCUUUAAAGCAUCUACCUUGUGUAAGUGACUAGAAGUUUUGAACAGAAUACAGUCUCUGGUUUUUCUGGAUCCCAGAAGCUUACCUUUGAAGGGCUGUUCUUUUCUGAAUAGCUUUGCCCCAUCUCAUUAGGUUUACUGUAGUCAAAACUUAAUCAGGUCAGGCUUAUUUGAAAUGACAUUAUAAGCUGUGUUGGGAGUAUGCAAACCAUACCGGUUUGGCGCUCUUCUUAAGCUAGUUAAGAACAGAUUUUGAAGAGACAAAUAGUAGCAGGAGAGAAUUACUUUGCUGCUUUUGUAUAAAUUAAUCUCGGAUUCUCUGUAGGAUUACUCUUCCGCAUGCUUCAAUCCUCACAGCGAUGAAUAUGUGGUAGAUCAGCAGUCUCGCUCUCCAGACUGGCAUUACAUUUACUGAACAGUCGUUAAGUGAAGUGGCACUGCUCUUUCAUUUCGUAUUUGUGUGGACUGAGAUUAGGCAAGCACCAUUCCACUUCUUAAAUUUCCUGGGGUGUUUUUCCUCUCCAGUUGUAGAAGCGAUUCAUGAAAUGCCUUGUUGUUCUCUGCUCAGUAGUUCUAAAUGGGUAUCAGUGUUCUCAUCCCAGAGUGGGACAGUGGUGGUGUCUGUGGUUCAGAACAUGUGAUUCACUCGGUAAACUGGGACUUGUUUUGUGCGCCGAGAGCUUUUAUGUGCCUUGAACAAGGAAGGAGACUCUGGGAUGGAUUUCCCAGAACAGUCAGGAGAGCAAAAAUUUUCCAUUAGCCUUCAGACGGAGGGCUGCUUCACUGUUUCGUUUUAGCACAUUCUUGACAGAUCCACUACAGCUAAAAUGCCAGAAGUGGAACUGUCUGACGUGUACCAGUAAAUGUACGAAGCAGCUUUGAGCCAGAACAUACAAUGCCAGUGGGGUGAUAUUGUUGAGCAAAGUGACGUAAAAGACAACCCCCCCCCCCAGUCUAUAAUUGUUUUGCAUAUGGAGUCGAGAGAGCAAAGACUAACCUGUCAAAUAUGCCUUGCCAAGUCAAGAAACCUUUAUGUAAGUGGCAGUCUUUUGUUGUGCCAUCCAGUAGCAGGAGCAGAACAUAAAAAGCUGCCUUAUAUACCAAGUUAGAUCACUGAUCCGUCUAGCCUAGUAAUGUCUACUCUGACUGGUAGUGCUCUCCGGGGUUUCAGGUGGGGGUCAAAGUCACCUCCCAGCCUCUCUCCAAAACGUUUCAGCCCACUUCACCCCCAGUUAUGCCAGCCAUGGGGCUUAACUUUUCCUGCAGACUAACUCCAGAAUCUCUAAAGUGAGAGACAGGGUUCAGGAGCAAUUUGAAAAGGAAAUGCACAAGAAAACAGGUCACACAGAAGUCAGGACUUCCAUCAGCUCUGUUUGACUUCCUGUAUGGAGGAGUGGUCCAUUCUCUGUGAGCUAGCCUAGUGGUCUGAUGAGUUUCCAAGGGAGGCUUGAUUUCUAAAAGACAAUAUAUUUGUCAUUACCAUAAAAUGAGUUCUCAAACCCAGCUACCCUGCCCUGCAGCUUCCUACUGUCUACUCCUGCCGGUUGUGAGUGUUUGGUAGAAAUUAGGGGAGAAGAGUAGGAAAGACAGAGAAAUGGAAAUAGGAGCAGAAAUUGCUGUUCAUUUAUUCGUCCCAUAUCUAGAAGGGAAAUCAACCCAGUGAAUAAGAUUCAUUGUUGUUGCAUUCAGUCCACAGACAAUAUGUAGUUGAUCAUGGUCCUACCCUUCAUUUGCAUUGCAUUCCCUUUGCAUUGAUAUGACCUGGGUAGAAAACUGUGGUGACAGUGUAAUUUGCAUGAUUACUUAAUGUGAAUUGUUACAGAAUUCACCACAGUGGACAGUGAGGCAAAUAAUGCCAUUUUUGGUGGAAGACGCAUUGUAGUGGAAUGGAAACAAUGUUGCAAGUGGCAAAUGCAGGGCAGAACGAAAAGUGAUGCCUUCUUACAUCGCAAGAGGAGAUACCGCCUAAAUAAUAAUCAUAAUAAUAAUAAUAAUAAUAAUAAUUUAUUAUUUAUUAUUUAUACCCUGCCCAUCUCGCGGGGUUUCCCCAGCCACUCUUGUUUGUAAAAUUGCUGAACCCCACUGCUUGGAGAAAUUUAAUCCCUUUCAAAUGCCCAGAUCUAAAGCAAAUCCUGGACUCUUUUGUGACCCAUUAUCAAGUCCGCUUUACUACAUUGUAGUUUAUAAAUAGAUCCCUGUGUGCAUUUGUAAUCUGUUAGCCCAGGGUUGCCAACAAUGGAAGAGGAAGCAGGCUGUCCAGCCAGCGACUGCCCAGCCUUGAUGUGUUCAUCAGUCAUCGUAAGCUAACACAAAGGGGUCAUAGGGAUGUGUAUGACCCUUGGUUCUUCGGUUGAAAGGGUUCCUUUGUGCUGAUCUUGGGAAUUUCUUUUUUGGCAGUAAUUAAAACAACCACAGACCUCUGCAUUUGGAAGCUGGGCUUCCUUUUCCUGCAAAUGAUUUCCUGCUGGGAAAAGCGAUGGUGUAAAUUGAUAGCUGCAGUUAAUGAUGGUGCAAAUCAUGGCUGGAGGGAAGGAUACUGAUCAGGUUUCUGCUCUCCUUUGCGGCUUGUAAUAAGGUAUUAAUUUCAGUAUCACACAUAACAUUGUGUUCUGAGGCAAGAGCCCCUGUGCAUUGUGGUUUGUCAGAUGGACCCAGACACAGUGCUUUUUUUUUUUAUUAAAAAAAAGGUUAAUGCCAGCACCAAAGGAAAGCCUAGUUUUCAACAGUUGUGCAUCUCCCCUCCUUCUUCUUUGGCGAUCACUCGUAGCCAAGUAAGACGGUUUUAACAAUGAGUCCGUAACUCUUCCUUAUCUGUUGUAUCAGGGCCGCACAACAGGGAGGAGGAAUAACAGGCCUCUUCUGACUGCAGGCUUGCCUCCCAGCCAUUCUCUGACAGCAAGCCCUACUGACUGGGGCCCUGAUCCUGCCUCUGCACAAAAGGGGAAAGCUCAGAGGGGUGGCAGUCCCUGGUGGUCCUUUACAGCUUCCCUCCCCUCUUCGGAUCCAUUCAGUCUAUCCUAAUAGAAGGAACCACCUACAGUGGUACCUCGGGUUAAGUACUUAAUUUGUUCCAGAGGUCCAUUCUUAACCUGAAACUGUUCUUAACCUGAAGCACCACUUUAGCUAAUGGGGCCUCCAGCUGCUGCCGUGCCGCCGGAGCACAAUUUCUGUUCUCAUCCCGAAGCAAAGUUCUUAACUCAAGGUAAUAUUUCUGGGUUAGCGAAGCCUGUAACCUGAAGCCUAUGUAACCUGAAGCAUAUGUAACCCGAGGUACCACUGUACUUAUAAAAAUAUGUUGUUGUUAUAAGCAAUAACUACCAGGGUGCCAACUUGAAUAAAAUAUUGAGUGGGGCAGGUGAUCCCCGCACCACAUAAUUGAUCACAUGACGCAGUGCAUGCACACCAUUUGAAUAAUAAUGUACAUUAACUUGGCGGGGGGCUAAAAUAUUUGGGGGGGCAAAGACCCCUCGGCCUCUAGGAAUUGGCUCCUAUGAUAACCACCGUAAGCACUGCAAUGUUGUCAUAAGUGACUCUCCUUUGGGGGGUUAAAGUCCCCCUAUUGUUUGUCGGGGCCUCUAGAAUGUCCUUUGUCCCCCAUUUGUGCAUCUCAGCUGGUCAUUAUGCUGGUUUUUUACUCCGACCAGCCUUUCAUGACUCCUGUUUCCAUGAGGAUUUUAUCUUGAGGGUUCUCUUUUUCCUUUUCUUUGGUAGCUAACAAUGUGAAAAACCUGAUAAUGUGUUUCAGGCCCAGCGCAGAGAUGCUUUCAUUGAAGAGCGCUAUGGAAAAUUCAACAUUAGUGAUCCGCUGAUGGCUCUUCAGAGGGAUUUUGAGGCGCUGAAGGAAGAGAACCAUGGCGAUAAGCAGCCCGUUUGUGCCAAUCCCUUGUCCAUCCUGAAGGUUGUGAUGAAACACUGCAAGAAUAUGCAGGAAAAAAUGUUGUCCCAGCUUGCAGCUGCAGAGAGCAGGCAUCGAAAGGUGGGUUUCAUGAGGUGGGAGGGAGGGAAGGGGAAAAGAGAAAGAAAGAUACUGCGUAACAGGUUAACAUUACAUAUUGGACCACUUUUAUAAUUUGAUGUGACAUUUUCAUUGCUGUUUUGCACAUUUCUGUGUCUCAAAUGUUGCUUAUGUUCAGUCAAAUCACGUUGCAGGGCUAACAUCCUCUAUAUGAUGCCUCUAACUAGCACUCUUCAGAUAAUAAAACACAAACGUGUUGUGAUUUUUACUAUUGAUGCUGCUAUUGGAACCACAGGGAACUUCUCAGAAUUGAUUAAAGAUGAUCUAGCUCAGGGGUGGGGAAGCUCAGGCCUGUGGACCAAAGGCACCCUCAGCCACACUGACUUGGUUCAUAGCAGGGGAACAACUGACCGACUCUAGCGGUCAAAGCUCUUUCAUGCACCAUGAUUCUCUUGGAAUGGGCUGGAAACAAUCUCCAGCUCCCAGCUGUUACCAAAUGCUGCUCAAAGCAGGUUUUAAAGCACUUGAGGUAGAGUUGUUCGAAGUGCUACAAGAUUCCUCAUUUUCUCUCCCUGGUUUUUGUGCUGCUAGUGACUGAAACAGUUGUCUCUCUAAAUUAACACACAACAAAACUAUAUUUGUACAAAUUUCAUUUUUGACCCAGUCAGCAUCCUGAAGACUUUCAUUCUUCUGAGCGUCUGUUUUUGUCCAUCUGUUUAGGUUUUCUUCUGCUGGGCUCAAAUUCAUAUAACAACUGAUUCAGGUUUUCAGAAUUGUUCAGCAAAUUAUUUCAACAAAGUGUCACUAUGUGCGUGUCUGUUGCUGUUCUUUCUGCAUGUUUUUGUCAUUUCUUUCACAAGCCGAAAGAGGACAAACCUUGAAAAUUGCCGAAAAUAGACGGGGGUGGGUUGAUAGUCUAGUUUCUCAGAACCCUUACACGUAAGUAAAGGUCAGGGGUUCUGCAUGCCUUCAUUAGAGCUUUCAUUUUUGCUUUCGGCAGAAAGGGACCUGGCCUGCACAUCUGGAUACACUUGUAAUUAUUGCUGUCUUUCAAGGUGAUGGAUGGUGUUCUUUUCUCUUUUGAAAGGUAAUCUUGGAUCUUGAGGAAGAGAGGCAGAGGCACGCCCAAGAUACUGCUGAGGGGGAUGAUGUCACGUACAUGCUGGAAAAGGAGCGAGAGCGGCUCACCCAACAGGUAUACCCUCUCACUCCUUACUCAGCGUUCAGGGAGGAGUGAUUAAUUGCUGUUUAACACAGAAAACUUGCCUUGCGUGGGUGAGGAGACCAGCAGCCAGCACCAGUAUUUCUGUCUCCGAGACUUGGUUCUCCCCCUGCAAACAUGGAAGGAGACUUACUAAGAGGGAGAGUUUUUGCUCCAUUGCAGAGGCCAGUCAGUUUUGGUCUUUGUAGGAACACAUAAAGAAGCAAAGAGAUGUAGUAGUAGUAAAAAGGUAAAGGUACCCCUGCCCGUACGGGCCAGUCUUGACAGACUCUAGGGUUGUGCGCUCAUCUCACUCUAGAGGCCGGGAGCCAGCGCUGUCCGCAGACACUUCCGGGUCAUGUGGCCAGUGUGACAUCGCUGCUCUGGCGAGCCUGCACCAGCGCAGCACACGGAACGCCGUUUACCUUCCCGCUAUAAAGCGGUACCUAUUUAUCUACUUGCACUUUAAGGGUGCUUUCAAACUGCUAGGUGGGCAGGAGCUGGGACCGAAAGACGGGAGUUCAUCCCACCGCGGGGAUUCGAACCACCGACCAUAAGAUCGGCAAGUCCUAGGCACUGUGGUUUUACCCACAGCGCCACCCACGUUAUUAUUAUUAAUUUACUAUUUGUACCCCACCCAUCUGGCUGGGUUUCCCCAGGCACUCUGGGCGGCUUCCAACAAAGAUUAAAAAUACAUUAAAAUGUCACACAUUAAAAACUUCACUGAACAGGGCUGCCUUCAGUUGUCUUCUAAAAGUCUGGUAGUUGUUUAUUGCCUUGACAUCUGGUGGGAGGGCGUUCCACAGGGCGGGUGCCACCACUGAGAAGGCCCUCUGCCUGGUUCCCUGUAGCUUUGCUUUUCGCAAUGAGGGAACCUCCAGAAGGCCCUCGGUGCUGGACCUCAGUGCCCGGGCAGAACGAUGGAGGUGGAGACGCUCCUUCAGGUAUACUGGACCGAGGCCGUUUAGGGCUUUAAAGGUCAACACCAACACUUUGAAUUGUGCUCGGAAACAUACUGGGAGCCAAUAUAGGUCUUUUAAAAUAACAUUUGAGGAUAAAAGGAAAUGCAGCUUAUGAAAUUUGAUAUACCCUGUGCAUUUUAGUGGUAGUGAAAAUAUGAUUGUCUUCUCUCCCCUCUUCUGUUUGCCCAUGGGAAGAAACGGGGGUCAGUUGAAUUUUCCCCCAGUGCCAAUGGCUGUGGCAGUUAAGAUCAGGACUGCAGUGGGAGCAAAGUUUAAAAGCCCACCCCUGGUCCCAUUCUGGACUGGAGGCUCAAUGCCUACCAUUUGCCUGGAGGGGAGGGGAUUCCCCCUCCCCCCAUUUCAAAUUGCAGUCGCACAGUGGGAACAGGUUUGUGUUUGUGUGAUAGGAUGAAUGGAUUUUUGACUCCACCCCUACCUACUGCAAGUAGGAAGUCUCUUACACUGUUAACCUACAAGAAUGUGGCCCUCAGUUUGCAGGAAGUGCCCACUCCCGACCUACAUUAUGUACUCAACAAUUAGACUGGUGACUGGGAGCUGGUGCCGAGACCAUAUAACACCGGUCUUGAAAGACCUAAACUGGCUCCCAGUACGUUUCCGAGCACGAUUCAGAGUGUUGGUGCUGACCUUUAAAGCCCUAAAUGGCCUCGGUCCAGUAUACCUGAAGGAGUGUCUCCACCUCCAUCGUUCUACCCGGACACUGAGGUCCAGAGCCAAGGGCCUUCUGGCAGUUCCCUCACUGAGAGAAGCCAAGUUACAGGGAACCAGGCAGAGAUCCUUCUUGGUGGUGGCGCCCUCCCUGUGGAACUCCCUCCCACCAGAUGUCAAAGAGAAGAACAACUACCAGACUUUUAGAAGACAUCUGAAGGCAGCCCUGUUUAGGGAAGUUUUUAAAUAUUUAAUAGGUUAUUGUAUUUUAGUGUUCUCUUGGAAGCAGCCCAGAGUGAAUGGGGAAACCCAGCCAGAUGGGCAGGGUACAAAUGAUAAAUUAUUAAAUAAAUUAUUAUUAUUAUACAGGUGUCUAAAUCAUCUUCCGUUGAUUUAGACACCUGUCAGCCCGGGAGGACAGAAUUUUCACAAGAAAGACCUUUGUUUUUCUUGCACUCGUUCUCCCCUCGUUAACUGACACAACUGGCUUUGAGGGUCUUUCUGUUUGUGGAGAGUGUUUGAGAAGCCAAACAUGGUCCCCUCCUUCCCCUAAGCCUCUUUCUCUUCCCUUCCAGCUGGAAUUUGAGAAGUCCCAGGUGAAGAAGUUUGAAAGGGAGCAGAAGAAGCUCUCGAGUCAGCUGGAGGAGGAGCACGCCCAUCACAAGCAGCUCUCCUCCAUGCUGGUGCUGGAGUGCAAGAAAGCCGCCGCCAAGGCUGCGGAGGAGGGGCAGAAGCUGGGGGAGCUGAGCGGGAAGCUGGAGAAGGAGAGGAGCAAAGUGAGCCAGCUGGAGGAGGAGCUGGCAGCCAAGAAGAAGAGGGGCUUGCAGAUGGAGGCCCAGGUCGAGAAGCAACUCUCUGAGUUCGACAUCGAGCGGGAGCAGCUGAGAGCCAAGCUGAACCGGGAAGAGAACCGCACCAAGGCCCUGAAGGAAGAAGUGGAGCAGCUGAAGCAGACCCUCAAGGAGCUGGAGGCUUCCUGCAAAGCAGAGAACCCUCCACCAAGUGUCGCCAAGGUGUCCAUUGCGACCGUCACAGAAGACCCAUAUCGGUCCGUCGCUUGCCAGACAGAAAGCCCCUUGAAGGAGAGCCAGGGAAGCACCAUCAAACUGGCACGUGCCCUCUCGCCUGUUGCUGCCACGGCCCCCCACUCUUAUGCCAAGGCAAAUGGGCACUGUGAGGUUGAUGCACAAGCAAGCGUGGAGCCAGCCCAGCCCAGCAUGGAGAAUCUGGAGAAGAACAAGCCUGCCGGGUCCACUGCUGAGGGUCCCACCGAAAACAGCAGCUCCCCGGUGAGGACAGAGUCUCUUUCCCCAUCCAUCCCGCCGCUGCCUUCCAGUGGGAUCUCCUUGUCUCCGAGCAACACCGCCUCUUCCUCGCUGACAUCCUCCCCGUGCUCCUCCCCAGUGAUGACUAAGCGCUUGGUUGGAGCCUUGGCCAGCAGCCCCAGUUACCAGUCUUCUUACCAGGUGGGCAUCAACCAGCGCUUCCACGCUGCUCGCCACAAAUUCCAGUCCCAAGCUGACCAGGACCACCCGUCGAGCGGUCUCCAAAGCCCUCCGUCCAGGGACCUGUCGCCUACCCUCGUUGACAACUCGGCCGCCAAGCAGCUUGCUCGCAACACUGUUACUCAGGUCCUCUCCAGGUUCACCAGCCAGCAGGGUCCUAUCAAGCCCGUCUCGCCCAACAGCUCCCCCUUUGGCACGGACUACCGGACCCUGGCCAGCGCCAUGAGCCCCAAAAGCGAGUCGAGCCCAGGCAAAGUCUCCAGCCCGCUCUCGCCUGGCAUUAAAUCGCCAACCAUACCCAGAGCCGAAAGAGGGAACCCUCCGCCGAUUCCUCCAAAGAAACCUGGGCUGGCUCCUUCUCCAGCCAGCCACACUCCACCGACGAAGACCUCUUCUCAGGCACCUUCUCUGGGUUCCCCUGCGGACUUGGUGAGCAGCUGCUCAAUCAAUGCCGUGGUGGCCAACGGGAAGGAAAUUGAGAUCUUACUGCCAGCCAACAGCUAGUCUCCAGAAAGAGCUGCAAUCCGAGCGUUUGCAAUUCCUAGAGCUGAAACACUGUCUUAGCCACUCCAUGUUAUUUAUUAUUUGGGUAGUAACAAAAAUCUGUUUGUAUAACACACUUAGUGUCCUUUUCCUUUUAUUUUAUAGCGUGUAGAAAAUAGCACGACUUGUGUACAGACCUUUCUUAAACACUAGAGCCUCAAGGUCUCUCAUAGCAGCAGGCAGGCACAUCAAACAGAGAGAGAAAAAGAGACGGAGAGAUGCGGUGAAUUCCUGAUGCUGGGAGCGGACCAGCGGACUAUGACGACGGAAUACUCAUUUUUAAAUUAUGCAGAAAAAAACACAACACUCCAUGCAAACUUCCAUUCCAGACAGACAUUUUCUAAGAAGUGCCUGAGCUUAAGCCUGCAGAUAUGAAUGUGAUUCUCUGCAAAUCCCAGAAGGGAUCGUCCAACUGCAGAAAGCAGUUUCCUCUCUGAAUCAUGAAUGUUGAAAUCAACACUGUUCUUAAUCCUUUCCAGUUCGCAGUACACUACAGAAGGGGAAUGUUCCAAAGGUGACCGCUAGAGUCGGUCAGUUGUUUCCCUGCUAUGAACCAAGUCAGUCCAUGUAGCUGCUGUGUCAGGAGCACUUUGGCCCCUGUUGCUGAGCUUUAGGCAUCCCAGGCCUUUCUGAUGACAUAACCUUUCUUUAAAAACACUUUGGGAGCUUUAAACAAUCAGGGUGCCAGUUUGUUUGGGUUUUCUUUUUCCCAGUCAAGUAUCCAUUCCUUGCAUUUUUCUCUUGCGCAGAGAGAUAAAAUAGGCGAGAUUAAAUCUUGAAAGCUAGCUUUUAAUAUUCUUCACAUAGUCUACUGUUGUGUGUGUGUGUGUGUAGAACUUCUGAGAGCGGGAUCUUGUUAUUUGAUAAAGAUCUUUAACUUUACUUGAAAUGAGAAAUGGUUAGUCAAUUCUAUACAGGUUUUUGCAUUGGAAGGAUAGGGAUCCAUACUAGACGAUCCAAAGCAAUAACUUAAAACGUGCUCAUGCCGCAGUAAUCCUGUAUGUUGAGCUGACAUCGGUCUUGCUGCCUAAGGGGCGCUUGCUGAGAGAAGGCAGCCCAACCUCCCUGGCAGCGCUGUGGAAACCAAAUCAUUAUUAUUAUGUUUCACGUAUAGAUGCAUAUAUAUGUGGGAAAUGAGGGGAGUCUUCAGGUAGUGCACACAACUCAUUUAAUCUUGGUUUGAUGAUAUCGUUGAAAUUCUUCAUAUCUCAAAAAAGAAAAAGGAACGAGGAACUACACUUACAGGGUGAAAUCCAACACUGCUUGCACGCUGGGACCUGACCUUUCUCUCUUCCCUCCAUCCCCAGAAUUUCUCCCGAAGGGCUGCAAACUCUCCAGGUUUUGAGAGUGCAUGGAGGGCAGUGGGGUGGGGUAGGAGGAAGAGUGAAGUGUGUCCCACUUAAACAGCGGCACGGCGUUGGAUUCAACCCACGAGGAAGCUGUUCUUAAGCUUUAUAUCCCCUACGUCUGAGAACUUUUCCCCUAGUAAAGAUGGUUAGUGACAUGGGGCAGAUACAGGACUGAAGAAGUCUUCGUUCUAAUGAAGAAGCUCCCUGUACUGUACAUGUCUUACGCCUUUGACCCUCGCAAGCCAUGUGUCUGGCUCCUGUCUCAAAUGGUGCCAGGCUGCUUGGCCCUGAGAUAUUGCAGGAGUGUGUGGUCAAGCUUCCGAAUACACUGACCUUAACACAUUUCGCCAUUUCCCCUAGAAUCAAUCUGCACAAAUAAACAUUUUAAAAAUGUAAUAUAAUGUUGCUGUUUUUACAUGAGGACCAGCAGGUGUCAUGUUGCGAGACGCGUGUGGCUCUCCUCUUCCUGCUCCUCACAGCCUCCACCUUGGACACGCUCCCCACCUGACCAGGGGGAGCUUUGCAGGUGCAGAUCCUGCCCCAUUGGUACCUGCAAAAGCCUUUCCCUCUGUCGGCAGGAAAAGCACUUUCCAAAGGGCCGUGUCUGUGUGUUUUUUGAGGGGAGAGACGGUUACUGUUUUGUUUGACAGCCAUCUCACACAUCUCACUCUCCAAUCUUUGGGGCAAGAGAAACAGCAUGGGGUGUGCUGAGGACCUGCAGUUCUGGCCCUGUCCAACCCUGUGUCUAGCUCCCACGGCCCUCCGUCAGUUUCCUCUGAGGGAAUGCGGCCCUUGGAGGGGGGAGAAGCUUGUCCUAUUCCUUCACUGGACCAAAGCUCUUGAAUACUUUUUUAAAAAAAAUAAUAAUUGGUGCUGCUUCAAAUUGCCACUCUCUGGUCUUGCAAGUUGGUCUAUUGCUCUGCUGGAAGCAUUUUUGCCAAUUGACUUGUUAUUUCUGAGGGCAGGCUCUCAGGCAUAUGAGGACAUAGGAGGUCCUGCCACAUGAUCCCAUCCCUCUUAAAUUUUGAUCCGUGUGCCGCAGUUCCCAUUUUUCUGGCCAAUUGUAAUUGCUGGUUGCUUGCAGGCAGAUAGGAAACAACUCUGACAAGCACACAGAACAGCUCGCUUGUGCUGUCCCAGUGUCCGGAUGUGGGCCGUGCAGCUGAAAAUGGGGUGAAUGGUUUCUUUCCAGCGUCUCUUCUAAUCUUAAAACAGGAGGGUUUUGUAGCAGCCCUUUAAAUAUUUCCUUGUGUUUACACUAACUUGUAUCCUUUCUUUACGAUAUGAUAGAGAUUUAUAUACAAUAAUUUUAUUAGGAAAUGCACUGAGUACUGUAUUCAACAAUGGAUUAUAGGAAGGGAGAAUGCAAGAGGAAAGAUGUAUUUUUGCUAGUAGCCUAUCUUCUGAGAUUAAACAAAGCACAACUAUUAAAAUGGUUCCAGCUAAUCCAGUGAGACUUCUAGGGUUAGUCUUUUAAGUUCUCUAUAGACUUGUGUGUAUGGGAAUAUAAUGUUUAAUCUUCUCUGAAUCGUGUGUUGCUAGAGAGGUUUGUCACUGGCUAAUGGGAAUUUAAUGAAGUUCAGACUGCAUAAUCUAGUAUUAAUUGUCAUUAACAUCUGUAUAUUUGUAAAGUCAAAUGUCUGAAGCAGAAGUCUUUUUACCAUUUUUAUAGCUGGCAGCAUUAAACCUUAAACGUUCAUACUAUCAAUAAAGGUUUUUAUUUUUAUGAUGUGAAUAUUGUACAAGAACGUGUUUUCAAAGUACACCGUGCAGCUUGUAUCCUUGGAUGUUUUUGCUGAACAUUCAUGAAGCUUUGGGGCAGUUCAGUCUUUAUUCUUCAGCUUUUAGGCAGUGUGUGCCAGUAGCACACCAAGCUUUGCAGAACAUGAUGGUGUGGCUCUGCAGCCACCUUUGAAUUCCCAGCCCUUCAUUUCUAAAGCACCUCCUGAUUACCUUGCAUCGUGGACCAGUGCCCUUCCUAAACUAAGGAAAUACCGUAUUUUUUUCUCUAUAAGACUCACUUUUUCUCUCCUAAAAACUAAGGGGAAAUGUGUGUGCGUCUUAUGGAGCAAUGCAGGCUGCGCAGCUAUCCAAGAAGCCAGAACAGCAAGAGGGAUUGCUGCUUUCACUGCACAGCGAUCCCUCUUGUUGUUCUGGCUUCUGAGAUUCAGAAUUUUUUUUUCUUGUUUUCCUCCUCCAAAAACUAGGUGCGUCUUGUGGUCUGGUGCAUCUUAUAGAGCGGAAAAUACGGUACUUAUUCACUGGGGGUUGUUCAUCUUUUAAACCAUUUCUAUCUGCUACUUUGGUUUAUCUGCGGGAGCAACCGACUACACCAGAAUCUAUGCACAACUGUGGAGGUCAAGUCCCAGGACUUUGCAGGGGAAAGGGACACUUGGCUACUGCCCUACGAUCAGAUGAAGGGUAGUAUAGCAAGUUAAUAAAUACCAGUAAUAGUGGUGCAUGUGCACCAGUUCUGCAGAUCACACUUCUGCAGGUAACCAGAUUCUCCCUCCCCUUCUGGGAGAGGAGGUGGACUCUGCUGCAUAAGGCAAAGUCCUCUCCCUAGGCAGGAAUGCUGAAAAACAUCAUUUACACCAUCAAAACCCUGUUAAGUUCCACCUGCCACUUUUUCUAACAUGCUGUGCUCAGAUCGAUGAAGGUAUUAAUCUGCGUGGUGGCAGUCUGCUUAACCCUGUCCAUUUCUUGGGCAAUGACUCCUGAGAGCCUCAGAGCAGCUCUGCACACCUGCUUCCCAUUUAUGGGAAGAGACUCAAACUGAGCAUCUUUAGCAGCUGAAUGCAUGUACUGGUGCUUUUUUGCACUGCUAAAGAGGGGGGGCCAAGCCUUGUCCAAAGCUGUUUUUCCUUACACUGAAAUGUGCGGCUCCUCUGUCCUCAUGAGCCAGAGUUGGGGGUGAGUUGAACUGUGUGUUUUUUUUUACAUAUAUGUUGAAUGAUGGGACAAUAUAAGGUUGUAUAAAACUACUUUUUACUCAGAGUAAAUGCAUUAAAAUUAAUGGCCAUAACUAAUUUAGGUUCAGUGGGUCUGAUCCGAGAAAAAGUUAGCAGAUUACAACCC